CCCCUCUCUGGGACUCGCGCCAGCCCCGCGCACUGGGAUCACCCCACGGCCGGCUCCGGGAGCCGGGCCCGGCCGCUCAUUGGCCUGCGUGAAAGAGCCAAACUGUCAGCCCAUGUGGCGUGGCCACGGGAGGAUGGCAGCUGUUUAAAUAGGGUCGGGAGCUGGAGCUAGAGGGAGACAGAGAGAAAGGAAGCGGCCGCCGCAGCCUGAGCAGCAGCUUCAGCAGCAGCCCGAGCAGCAGCUCAGCAGCAGCUCCACUCAGCCUCCCGCCCCGGGAUCCCUCAGCCGGCAUCCCUCGCUCCCGUCGCCGCCAGCAUCAUCCCCGCGGCCUGUCCGAGCCGGGUCCCGACCCCUAGUCCAGUCCCGCAGUUCCGCAACUGGCCCAGAAAAGAACUGAAAAAUGGAGGAGGUGGUGAUUGCAGGAAUGGCUGGAAAAUUGCCAGAGUCAGAAAAUCUGCAGGAAUUCUGGGAUAACUUGAUCGGAGGUGUGGACAUGGUCACAGAUGAUGACAGAAGGUGGAAGGCAGGGCUCUAUGGACUGCCUAAGAGAUCAGGGAAACUAAAGGACCUCUCCAAGUUUGAUGCUUCCUUCUUUGGGGUCCACCCCAAACAGGCUCACACAAUGGACCCCCAGCUCCGAUUGCUCCUAGAAGUGACCUAUGAAGCCAUCGUGGAUGGAGGCAUCAACCCAGCUACACUCCGAGGGACCAACACUGGUGUAUGGGUGGGUGUGAGUGGAUCAGAGACUUCAGAAGCCUUGAGCAGAGACCCGGAGACACUCUUGGGGUACAGCAUGGUUGGCUGCCAGCGGGCUAUGAUGGCCAACAGACUGUCCUACUUCUUCGACCUAAAAGGACCAAGCAUUGCCCUGGACACUGCGUGUUCCUCCAGCCUUGUGGCUCUGCAGAGUGCCUUCCAGGCCAUCAGUUCUGGGGAAUGUUGUGCUGCCAUCGUAGGGGGUAUCAAUGUCCUGCUCAAGCCCAACACCUCAGUCCAGUUCAUGAAAUUGGGUAUGCUCAGUCCGGAGGGCGCCUGCAAGGCCUAUGAUGCUUCAGGGAAUGGGUAUUGUCGAGCUGAGGCUGUGGUGGCUGUCCUAAUGAUGAAGAAAUCUAUGGCCAAGAGGGUCUACGCCACAGUAUUGAAUGCAAGCACCAACACAGAUGGCUACAAAGAGCAAGGUGUGACUUUCCCCUCUGGUGAGGUGCAGGAACAGCUAAUGCGAUCUUUGUACAAAGAUUCUGGAAUCUCCCCUGAAUCACUGGAAUACGUUGAAACCCACGGCACUGGCACCAAGGUGGGGGAUCCUCAAGAAUUGAAUGGCAUUGUCCGGGCUUUGUGCCAAUCUCGCCAUGAGCCGCUGCUAAUAGGAUCCACAAAAUCAAAUAUGGGCCAUCCAGAGCCUGCCUCAGGAUUGGCAGCCCUGUCCAAGGUGCUUCUCUCUCUGGAACAUGGGGUCUGGGCUCCUAACCUGCACUAUAAGGACCCCAACCCUGAAAUCCCUGCCCUUCUGGAUGGGACACUUCUGGUGGUUGACAGACCAAUCCCUGUUAAAGGUGGCAAUGUUGGCAUCAACUCAUUUGGUUUCGGUGGCUCCAAUGUCCAUGUCAUUCUCAAGCCCAACACCAGGCGAGCCCAUUCCCUGCAGCCCCCAUCCUUACCACACCUGCUGCAGGCCAGCGGGCGGACUGAGGAAGCUGUAGAGACACUGCUGGAGCAGGGCCGGUUGCAGGCCCAAGACCAGACUUUUGUGAGCAUGCUCAAUGACAUUGCCAUGGUGCCCACAGCCAGCAUGCCCUACCGGGGUUUCACUGUGCUGGGUGGUGAGAGCAAUACCAAGGAGGUCCAGGUGGUAACCUCAGGCGAACGACCCCUCUGGUUCAUCUGUUCUGGUAUGGGCACACAAUGGCGGGGGAUGGGCUUGAGUCUCAUGCGAUUGGACAUCUUUCGCAACUCCAUCUUGCGCUCUGAUGAGGCUGUGAAAGAGUAUGGCCUCAAGGUGUCCGACCUGCUUCUGAGUACCGAUGAGAACACCUUUGAUGAUAUUGUCCAUGCCUUUGUCAGCCUUACUGCAAUUCAGAUUGCCCAGAUUGACAUGCUGAUGGCAAUGGGCUUAAAGCCAGAUGGCAUUAUUGGGCACUCCUUGGGUGAGGUAGCCUGUGGCUAUGCUGAUGGCUGCCUCACCCAGAAUGAGGCUGUCCUUGCUGCCUACUGGAGAGGCCAGUGCAUUAAAGAUGCCAAGUUCCCUGCAGGAAGCAUGGCAGCUGUGGGGCUGUCAUGGGAAGAAUGCAAACAGCGCUGUCCCAAGGGUGUUGUCCCUGCCUGCCAUAACUCCGAGGAUACAGUCACCAUUUCAGGGCCCCAGGCUUUAGUGAGCAAAUUCAUUGAAGAGCUGAAGGCUGAGGGAGUAUUUGCUAAGGAAGUGAGGACAGGCGGUGUUGCUUUCCACUCCUACUUCAUGGAGUCCAUUGCUCCUGUGCUGCUCCGAGCCCUUAAGAAGGUGAUUAAAAAUCCCCGGCCCCGCUCCCCUCGAUGGCUCAGCACCUCCAUCCCUGAGGACCAAUGGAAGGGUACCCUGGCCCAAACAUCCUCAGCAGAGUACAAUGUCAACAACUUGGUGAGCCCAGUGCUCUUCCAGGAGGCCCUGAGGCAUGUCCCUGACAAUGCUGUGGUGUUGGAGAUCGCCCCCCAUGCUCUACUGCAGGCAGUCCUGAAGAGAGGCUUGAAGCCAACCUGCACAAUCAUUCCUCUGAUGAAGAAGGACCACAAGGACAACCUGGAGUUUUUCCUCACCAACAUCGGAAAGCUCCACCUAACUGGCACUACCGUGAAUCCCAAUGGCCUUUUCCCACCUGUGGAAUACCCUGCCCCUGUGGGGACACCACUCAUUUCUCCUCAUAUCAAGUGGGACCAUAGUCAGAAUUGGGAUGUUCCCUCUACCAGCGAUUUCCCCAAUGGCUCAGGAGGUUCCUCCUCCUCCACCAUCUACAACAUUGAUGCAAGUGCUGAAUCCCCAGACCAUUACCUGGUAGAUCACUGCAUUGAUGGAAGAGUCAUCUUCCCGGCUACUGGCUACUUAUGCCUGGUCUGGAAAACCCUGGCACGGUCCCUCGACUUGCCUAUGGAGGAGAUGCCUGUGGUAUUUGAAGAUGUCACCUUGCAUCAGGCCACCAUCCUGCCCAAAAAAGGCACUGUGUCUCUGGAGGUACGACUCAUGUUAGCCUCUCGAACCUUUGAAGUGUCUGAUAAUGGGACCCUGAUUGUGAGUGGGAAAGUGUACCAUUGGGAGGAGCCAGAUGCCAGCCUUUUCGAUUAUCAGCCAGGACCAAAGCCAGCAGCCUCCACUGCCAAGUUCAGCCUGUCCAAGGGUGAUGUGUACAAAGAGCUGCGGCUUCGUGGUUACGACUACGGUCCCAACUUCCAGGGGAUAUUAGAAACCAACCUCGAAGGGAACCUGGGAAAGCUGCUAUGGAAGGACAAUUGGGUAACCUUCUUGGACACUAUGCUGCAAAUCUCCAUUGUUGGGGAAUCUCAGCGCUCCCUACGCCUCCCAACACGUAUCACCUCCAUCCACAUUGACCCUGCCACCCACCAGCAGAAAGUGUAUCAGCAUCAGGAUGAGACACAAGUGGCAGAUGCCUGGGUGGACUCCUGUUUAAGUAACACAGUGGCCGGUGGCGUCCUGAUUACACGGCUACAUGCCUCUGUGGCCCCUCGGAGGCAGCAGGAGCACCACACGCCCAUACUGGAAAAAUUCUGUUUUGUGCCUCACUUGGAGAGUGAUUGCCUGACUGACAAUGCCGAGCUUCAGGAAGAGCUGCAGCAGUGCAAAGGCCUGAUCCAGAAACUGCAGACCAAGGUGGCUCAGCAUGGGGUAAAGCUCUCUGUACCAGGGCUUACUGGGGCAGAGGCUGCUCCCUCCAGUGAUCCCCCACAGAAGGGGCUGCCCUAUCUCCUGGCAGCUGCCUCUCAGCUGCAGCUCAAUGGAAACCUGUCUGUAGAGCUGGGGCAGGUGGUAGCUCAGGAGUGGCAGCGCUUGCAGGAGGAUCACCUGCUGGCAGGGCUCCUGGAUUCCCAAGAGCUGAAGGCCUGUGUGGAUACAACCUUGGAAAACAUCACCGGUUACAAGAUGAAGGUGGUAGAGGUUCUAGCUGGAGAUGGCCACUUGUACUCCCGCAUCCCUGGCCUUCUCAACAGUCAGCCCAUGCUCCAGGUAGACUACAUUGCUACCGACCGUCAGUCCACAUCUCUGGAAAGCCAGGAAGCUCAGUUACAACAGCAGGGCGUCUCCCUGGGCCAGUGGGACCCAGAUGAGCCUGCCCCUGACAACCUGCACAAUGCCGACCUUCUGGUGUGUAACUGCACCAUAGCUACCCUGAAGGAUCUCACCACUGCUCUGAGCCACAUGAGAGCUGCCACCAAGGAUGGAGGAUUUCUACUGUUGCAUACUCUCCUCAAAGGCGAGACCCUGGGGGAGGUAGUUGCCUUCCUUACCUCCAACCAGCAUCAGAGACAGAGCCUCCUAAAUCAGGCAGAGUGGGAGAAUGAAUUCCAGAAGGCUUCCUUGCAUCUAGUAGGACUGAAAAAGUCCUUCUAUGGCUCUGCUAUUUUCUUAUGCCGCCGGCUAGCCCCUACCCAGAGCCCCAUCUUCCUGCAAGUGGAAGACACAAACUACAAAUGGGUGGACUCUUUAAAGAACAUUCUGGCAGAGCCCUCCAACCAACCAGUGUGGCUGACAGCAACUGGCUGCGCCACCUCCGGCAUUGUAGGAAUGGUGAACUGUCUCCGAAAAGAACCGGGCGGGCAGAGAAUCCGGUGUGUCUUGGUGUCCAACCUCAAUUCCUCCUCCACCAUCCCCCAAACCAGCCCAUCCACCAAAGAGAUGAAGAAGCUACUACAAGAAGACUUGGUGAUGAAUGUAUAUCGGGAUGGAAAAUGGGGGGCCUUCCGCCACUUCCCACUGAGAGAAGGCAAAACCAUGAUUCAGACUGAGCACGCCUUUGUCAACGUCCUGACCCGAGGGGACCUUUCUUCCAUCUGCUGGGUAUGUUCCCCGUUGCGCUAUGCCCAGCCUUCUGGCCCCAGUGCGCAGCUCUGCAAGAUCUACUACGCCUCACUCAACUUCCGGGACAUCAUGUUGGCCACCGGCAAACUCUCUCCUGAUGCCAUCCCAGGAAAAUGGGCCAACCGGGAUUGUAUGAUGGGCAUGGAGUUCUCCGGGAGAGAUGCUGAUGGCAGACGGGUGAUGGGUCUGGUGCCCGCGGAAGGGCUGGCCACCUCGGCACUCCUUUCCUCAGACUUCCUUUGGGAUGUGCCUGCCAACUGGACCCUGGAGGAAGCUGCUUCUGUGCCUGUUGUCUAUACCACAGCCUACUACUCCCUGGUAGUCCGUGGAGGCAUAAAAAGGGGAGAAACGGUGCUCAUCCACUCUGGCUCUGGGGGUGUUGGCCAGGCUGCCAUUGCAAUUGCUCUGAGCAUGAAUUGCCGGGUCUUUACCACAGUGGGGUCGGCGGAGAAGCGGGCCUAUCUCCAGGCCAGAUUCCCCAAGCUCGAUGCCACCAGUUUUGCCAAUUCACGGAACACGUCAUUUGAACAACAUGUGCUAAAACACACUGGCGGAAAAGGAGUAGACCUCGUCCUGAAUUCUCUGGCAGAGGAGAAGCUACAGGCCAGUGUUCGGUGCUUGGCUCAGCAUGGUCGCUUCCUAGAGAUUGGAAAGUUUGAUCUGUCAAACAACCACGCCCUAGGAAUGGCCAUCUUCCUGAAGAAUGUGGCCUUCCAUGGCAUCCUGCUGGAUGCCCUCUUUGAAGAAGAAAAUAGUGACUGGAAGCAAGUGGCAGAACUGCUGAAGGCAGGCAUCCAGAGUGGUGUGGUCCAGCCUCUAAAGUGUACUGUCUUUGGGAGGGAUCAGGUGGAGGAUGCCUUCCGCUACAUGGCCCAAGGGAAGCACAUCGGCAAAGUCAUCAUCAAGGUGCAAGAAGAAGAGAAGCAAGCUAUGGUGAAAGGAACAAAGCCCAUCCUGAUCUCAGCCAUUUCCAAGACGUUUUGCCCCAACUCUAAGUCCUACAUCAUCACAGGAGGACUUGGUGGCUUUGGACUUGAAUUAGCUCAAUGGCUUAUUCUUCGAGGGGCUGAGAAACUUGUUCUGACUUCACGUUCAGGCAUUCGGACUGGGUAUCAAGCUAAGAGGAUUCAAGAGUGGCAGCAGGAAGGUAUCCAGGUCCAUGUGUCCACAAGUAAUGUCAGCACACUGGAGGGAGCCCAGCAGCUGAUAGAAGAGGCCAUCCAGCUUGGGCCUGUUGGAGGCAUUUUCAACUUGGCUAUGGUCCUGAGAGAUGCUAUGUUGGAGAACCAAACCCCAGAAUUCUUCCAGGAUGUCAACAGGCCCAAGUACAACGGCACAAUUAACUUGGACAGAGUGUCACGGGAAAAAUGCCCAGAACUGGAUUACUUUGUGGCUUUCUCAUCGGUGAGCUGUGGGCGAGGCAAUGCCGGGCAGAGUAACUAUGGUUUUGCCAACUCCACCAUGGAGCGUAUCUGUGAGAAGCGGAAGCAUGAUGGCCUUCCAGGCCUUGCCGUCCAGUGGGGAGCCAUUGGUGAUGUAGGCAUUGUCCUGGAAGCCAUGGGCACUAAUGACACUGUGAUUGGUGGAACCCUACCCCAGCGUAUCUCCUCCUGCCUGGAAGUCUUGGAUCUUUUCCUUAACCAGAACCACCCUGUCAUGAGCAGCUUUGUGUUAGCUGAGAAGAAGGUGAUGUCCCGUGGUGAUGGAGAUGGCCAGAAGGAUCUGUUGAAAGCAGUGGCACACAUCCUCGGCAUCCGAGAUGUAAGCACGUUGAAUCCAGAUAGUACCCUGGCUGAUCUGGGCCUGGACUCCCUGAUGGGGGUAGAGGUGAGGCAGACCCUGGAGCGCGAGUAUGACAUUGUCAUGGCCAUGAGGGAGAUCCGGCAGCUCACCAUCAAGAAGCUAAAAGAACUGUCGUCCCAGUCUGGAGCAGGAGAAGAAUCAAAGUGUCUACCGGCCAAAGAAGUCUCCCCUAUCCGAGAAACCAAAUUGAAUCUGGGGAAUCUGCUGGUAAACCCCGAAGGGCCAACAAUUACUCUGCUUAAUGCUGUGCAGAGCACAGAGAGACCCCUUUUCCUGGUCCAUCCCAUUGAGGGUUCAAUAACCGUGUUCCACAACCUCGCUGCCAAACUCAGCAUCCCUACCUAUGGCCUGCAGUGCACUAAAGCUGCUCCCCUGGACAGCAUCCAGAGCCUGGCUUCCUACUACAUUGACUGCAUCAAGCAGGUCCAGCCCGAAGGGCCAUACCGCAUCGCUGGCUACUCCUACGGGGCUUGUGUAGCCUUUGAAAUGUGCUCUCAGCUACAAGCCCAGCAAAUCCCAUCCCACUCAAACAACAGCCUUUUCCUGUUUGAUGGGUCUCAUGCUUAUGUUCUAGCCUACACGCAGAGCUAUCGAGCCAAGCUGACCCCAGGUUGUGAAGCAGAAGCAGAGACAGAAGCGAUGUGUGCCUUUGUCCAGCAAUUCACAGACACUGAAUACAACAAGGUGCUGGAGGUGCUCCUGCCUCUGAAAGAUCUGGAAGCCCGAGUCUCUGCCACAGUGGACCUGAUAACCCAGAAUCACAGGCACAUCAGCCGCACAGAGCUCAGCUUUGCUGCGUUUUCCUUCUAUCACAAGCUGAGGGCUGCAGAGCAAUAUAUCCCCAAAAUCAAGUAUCACGGCAACGUGACCCUGUUAAGGGCCAAAACCAGCAGCGAGUAUGGCGAAGGCCUAGGCAAGGACUACAACCUGUCUGAGGUCUGCGAUGGGAAGGUGUCUGUCCAUGUCAUCGAAGGUGACCACCGUACAUUGUUGGAGGGCAAUGGUCUGGAGUCCAUCAUCGGCAUCAUCCACAGUUCUCUAGCAGAGCCUCGAGUCAGUGUACGAGAGGGCUAGGUCUCCUCCAUCUCCUGGUCCCUUCCUGCAGUCACAUCUCCUGUCACUAGCAGGAGAUGGAAUUAUGAUGACUUUUCUUGUCAUUAAAACAUUCCCUCUCAUACCUUCUUCCCUCUCCUCCCUCCAAUCUCCACCUCCCACCAUAAGGAGACACCCCAUUAAUACAAUUUUGCAUCUAAGCUGGGUCUGAAGGAAAGUCCUCCUGGUGGUAACCCACCCUAUGCCCUGCCCCGCUGCUGCUGCAGUUGAUACCGUGCCAUCCUCAGCUGGCAUUUUUGGAACAUGUGCACAUGCUCACUCAUCUCUCAUCUUCACCCCUCCUCCCCCUGCCCACAAUCUCCUAAGUAAGGAGUAAAAUUUGUUCAAGGCCAUUAUUGUCUGUGAUCAUCUCUUACUAUGUUCCCCAUGCAAAAACUAAAGGCCAUAAGGCCAUUUGCAACUAGCCAGGUACCAAGACCAGGACACCAGGGUCCAGGCUGAUUUGGAGAUUUCUGGUUUUGAUCUGUGAAGAAUCAGCUGAUGGCCAGCAAGAAGAUGGGGUUGAACCUUUUUCAUAACCAUGUGGUGUUUUUGUUGUGUUUUCAUUUUUCAUUUGAGACUUUGUAUUUAUUGCAUCAUCAGCAAAAAAGGGGGGUGGGAGAGGGUGGGGCGGGUUAUUCAUCUGCUGUUUGUGAAAAGACCAGAAGAAAUCCACUGGCAGAUGCUUCUUUCCUAAAUCCAGAAUUCUCUGGCUAUUUCUUUCUUUCCAUGUUUUGUCUGGGAUAUCUUUGAUCUGCUUUUACCAUAGUAAAACCAUGGACAACCAUAGUUGUCCAUCUCAACCUAAUAGUGAAGAAAUGAAGCUUCCCAUUCUCCCGUCUCAUCUACAGGAAGGGGAGAGAAUGGGGUGGUGGGAAUUUAUCUCUUCCCCCCCCUAUCCCCCUUCCUCCUGCCCUUUCCUGGAACAGAAAGAAAAUGGGAUGGGGUGGGGGGAACUCCACCAGAGGAAUUGCCAGGCUUGGAGUGGUUUCAGGAGCAAAGAAAUGUGGGCUUCACUGGAAGGUCAGCCACCAUGGGAGAGCCUGUGUGAGGACUUGAUUCUCAACAAGAAGAGGAAAAGAGACGUUUUGUUCCUCUGGGACCCAGCAAGAGUCUCCUUGCCACUACGUGCUGGUGUGCCACACAGGCCUUGAGGGGAAUGGACAAGUGAUUCCCAGCUGCAUUUAUGAUACAGAGGCUAUUGGGACAGGAGCCAGGAUCCUACCACCUCCCCCACAGGGGCCCCCUUUGUUUUUCCUCUGGCAGGGGGGCCUCCUUGGAGGCUGGUUCUGAGCCUGUACCUGGCUGCUAGCACCAUCCCCUCUGUGGAUCGUGGCUGGGGCACUGUUUCGUUUUCUCUCUUUUUUUAAUUAAUGUUUUUUGUCUUUUUUUUUUUUUUUUGAGAGAUACAUUUAAUUCAAACUGCUGCUUGAAUUUUGAAAAUUUCAAUGUAAUUGUCAGUGUAAAGAAUCAUGUUUGGAUCCUGUUUCAUUCUUACACCCACUUGGUGAAAGUGUUACUCUUGAGAUUGUCCUGCUCCCCAUCCCACAGACCUACUGAUAUUAAACCACAUGGGAUCUCUGACCAA
This is a messenger RNA of Antechinus flavipes (yellow-footed antechinus), 9545 nucleotides long. It is a transcript of the gene FASN, whose product is annotated as fatty acid synthase. The record is from RefSeq and is a predicted model, not a curated record. The transcript is spliced from 43 exons. Gene Ontology annotation, biological process: fatty acid biosynthetic process. NCBI's taxonomy places the organism in Eukaryota, Metazoa, Chordata, Mammalia, Dasyuromorphia, Dasyuridae. The coding region runs from base 401 to 7939 and encodes 2512 amino acids. Gene Ontology annotation, molecular function: 3-oxoacyl-[acyl-carrier-protein] synthase activity; phosphopantetheine binding; fatty acid synthase activity. Gene Ontology annotation, cellular component: cytoplasm.